Molecule: messenger RNA, 1648 nt
Organism: Pyrgilauda ruficollis (rufous-necked snowfinch)
Lineage: Eukaryota; Metazoa; Chordata; Aves; Passeriformes; Passeridae
Product: RNA-binding E3 ubiquitin-protein ligase MEX3C-like
Exons: 1
Molecular function (GO): RNA binding
Source: RefSeq, a predicted model, not a curated record
GCAGGGGAAGGGGAGCUCAGGAAUCUCUGUGGGACACUCAGGAGGACGGCUGGCAUGUAGGACGGCCCCGUGGCGGUCACCACCGAGCGGUGGCACUCGGGGCGCUGGGUCAGGCUGCCGGGGCAGUGCUGCCGGCACAGCGGGCGGCUUGCUCGGAGCCCUGCUGAGCUGCAGCCGCGAGCUGUCCCCGCCGUCCCUGCCCGGCGUGGGGCUCUGGCUCCCCGCGGCUGGGGGCUCUGGGGCGCGGCGGGCGGUGCUCCCUGCCGUGGGCCGCCCGCCGACCCGGCGUGUUUCCUGCACAGGCUGCAAGAUCAAGGCGCUGCGGGCCAAGACCAACACGUACAUCAAGACGCCGGUGCGCGGCGAGGAGCCGGUGUUCGUGGUGACGGGGCGCAAAGAGGACGUGGCCACGGCCAAGCGGGAGAUCCUGUCGGCGGCCGAGCACUUCUCGCUGAUCCGGGCGUCGCGCAGCAAGGGCGCGGGGCCGGGCGGGCUGUGCCGCCCGCCCGCGCUGCCGGGGCAGACCACGGUGCAGGUGCGGGUGCCGUACUGCGUGGUGGGGCUGGUGGUGGGCCCCAAGGGCUCCACCAUCAAGCGCAUCCAGCAGCAGACGCACACGUACAUCGUGACGCCCAGCCGCGACAAGGAGCCCGUGUUCGAGGUGACGGGCAUGCCCGAGAACGUGGACCGCGCGCGCGAGGAGAUCGAGAUGCACGUCGCCGUGCGCACUGGCACCUUCCCGGAGCUCGGCCACCACAGCGACUUCCGCGCCAACGGCACCGACGUCGGCUUCGAGGGCGGCCCUGCCUGGCCGGGUGCCCGCCCCGCGCCCCGUGCCCGCUCCAGGAUGUUCUCCAGCUACCGCAACGACAGCUCCAGCUCCCUGGGCAGCGGCUCCACCGACUCCUACUUCGGCAGCAGCCGGCUGGCCGACUUCAGCCCCACCAGCCCCUUCGGCACCGGCGGCUUCUGGAUCGGGGAGGCGCUGCCGGCCGUGGGCACGGAGGAGCUGGCACUGGACUCCCCUGCCUACGAGCCCCUGCCCGCGCCCUCCCCGACCAUAUGGGCGCCCUUUGAGCCCGCGGCCACCCUGUCUGGCCUGGCCGGCGAGGCCGUGGGUGGCACCAACGCCCCGUGCCACGGCAGCCAGCCCCCCACGCCCCGCCUGUCGCCCACCUUCUCCGAGAGCCUGGAGCACCCGCUGGCCAGGUGGGCCUGCAGCGACCCGCCGGGCUCCGGCCACCAGCCCGAGCUGCCCGUCUACAUCCCCGCCUUCUCCAAUGGUACCAACAGCUACUCCUCGUCCAACGGCGGCUCCACGUCCAGCUCGCCCCCCGAGUGCCGGCGCAGGCACGACUGCGUCAUCUGCUUCGAGAGCGAGGCCACCGCCGCCCUCGUGCCCUGCGGCCACAACCUCUUCUGCCUGCAGUGCGCCGGCCAGAUCUGCGCCCGGGACACGCCCGCCUGCCCCAUGUGCCAGACCGCGGUCACCCAGGCCAUCCACAUCCACUCCUGAGCCGGGCCGUGCCGCGGGCCCGGGAGCGGCGGCGCUGCUGGCUCCUGGCACCGGGCUUGCCCGGGGCUGGGCUCUGCGGCUCCGUGCAGGCAGCGGGGUUCAGCAGAGAGGGAUUGGGGAUACCAUGGCAAG